This is a messenger RNA of Daphnia carinata, 2950 nucleotides long. It is a transcript of the gene Gdap2, whose product is annotated as protein GDAP2 homolog. The record is from RefSeq and is a predicted model, not a curated record. Lineage: Eukaryota; Metazoa; Arthropoda; Branchiopoda; Diplostraca; Daphniidae. Bases 139 to 1635 code for a protein of 498 amino acids. The transcript has 9 exons.
UGAUACGACUGAUGGCUUACAAGACUCUUUAUUUUUUUUGCAAUUGACAUCACCGUUUUGUCACACGUAUCGUCCAUGAUUAUUAUCGGGCUCAAUUGAUUUGUUUGUGUUUUUCUAAUCGGUUAAUUUAUUGUGAAUAUGGAAGUGGAAAGUUUGGCUCGCUGGUCGGAAACCAACGCCACAAAUUCAUCUUUUCUCAGAGUUCUAGGACUGGAAAGUUAUCAUGAAUCAGCUCCUUUCAAGUAUCGGCCGGAUCUCAAUAAAAAAAUUAUUUUGUGGGAAGGAGAUAUUACUGCGCUCUGUGUAAAUGCUGUUGUACAUCCAACUAACGAAUCAUUUACUGAAAGUUCACAGUUAAGUCAGAAAGUGAUGGAUUGUGCUGGCAGCAAACUUAAAGAGGAACUAGUCACAAAAAUUAAAUAUUGUAGGACAGGUGAGGCAAAAAUUACUCAGGGAUUUAAUUUACCUGCCCGUCACAUAAUUCACACAGUUGGUCCGAAGUACAAUGCACGCUACAAAACAGCUGCAGAAACUGCCCUUUAUUUUUGUUAUAGGAAUGUAUUGGAACUUGUUCAUGAAUAUCAUCUAUCAAGCGUGGCCAUUCCCAUCAUCUACACUGUGAAAAGAGGAUAUCCCCCAGAUGAAGGAGCUCAUCUGGCACUCAGGACGAUCCGGAGAUUUUUGGAGCAAUACGGUGACAACAUCGAGAGCGUCAUUCUCGUUUUGGACGCCAAUAAUUAUGGCAUUUAUCAAGUCCUGUCACCGCUGUAUUUUCCGCGCAGUGUCCAGGAAGCCGAAUUUUCUCGUUACCAGUUGCCAUUCGAAAUUGGGGAUCCGGUAAAUGGUGAACCCAUUAUCAGUGACCGACGUAUCCGCAUCAUUGAUAAUCCGCAGCAUGCGUUCCAAGAUUCGUGGGAGGAGCCACAAGAUCUAAGUGCCAAAUUCGGCUGCAGCGUGUCAGUGGGCGAGCACUCAUUCGCACAGAUGGAGGAUGAUGUAGAUAGACAAAAGCUGCUGGGCCAACCCAGUCAUCAACGUGUUGGUCAGCCCGUUACUGAUCUCGAUCACUUAACUUUGCAAGUCCAGCAUCAUGAAAGGUACGAACGAUUGCUGCGCCGAGCCAAAACCGAAGAUUUGUCAGAAGUUUCCGGAAUUGGAUGUCUCUACCAGAGCGGGACGGACAAGUUUGGUAGACCCGUAGUCGUCUUUAUCGGCAAAUGGUUUAAUUUUAAUGAAAUCAAUUUAGACAAGGCUCUACUGUACUUGAUCUCGCUACUCGAUCCUCUAGUCAAAGGCGAUUACAUUAUCCUCUACUUCCAUACACUUACCGAGGGGCAUAAUCACCCAUCCAUGACGUGGAUGCGAGAAGUCUACAACGUCUUGGAAUACAAGCACAAGAAGAAUUUGAAAGGCUUUUACAUUAUCCAUCCUACCUUUUGGACAAAGGUGAUGACUUGGUGGUUCCUAACAUUCAUGGCUCCGGCUAUCAAAGACAAAGUCCAUUCAGUACCGGGCGUCGAGUACUUGUACAACAUCAUCAACAUGGAUCAGCUGGAAAUACCCGCCUUCAUCACCGAGUAUGACAUGACGGUCAACGGUGUCCGUUACGUCGAACAGCCGAGCAGCGACGAAUAGUGAAGCCAGUUGAGCCCUGAAAACGAUAUGUCCACUUCCACGAGAGCCAUCCCUCUUCUCUUUCGGCGUACGAAGUAACAAAACCAAAACAAAAAAGGUCCUUUCUGAACACACACACACACGCCCGAUCCCCUCUUCCUUGUUCACAUUAGUGUCGUCACACAAUAAGAUUUGUUGCGCGUAGAAGAAGAAACUGGCCCAUGAUCAAAAGCCAGGCGGAUGCAAUAGUUUCUCGUUGCUGAGAUCGUCCAUUUUUUAAUUGUUGAUUCAAUACUCUUGUUUCAUUUAGUAAUUAAGAAGAUAGGAAAAAAAAAGGAGGGAGAAAAAUCGAUAGGCCGGGUGGACUAGUCGGCCGUUCACGUGUCCACAAUUUUUUCGCUUGUUGGUCGUAUUUUUGUACGUUGCUGCGAAACGUUUUUCUACAUGGCCGUGCCAUCCGUUAACAAAAAAAAAAAGUCUUUUGUGAUCAGGUAAACACAACAAAAAAUUGUUUAGGUGAAACCAAAGGAAAGGAAUCGAAGAGCGGCAUUGUUUCUUUAUUUUUUAUUAUUAUGCAUAUAAUUAUACGAAAGAGAAUGAAGAGCGUAGCAUGUGUCAAAUUAGUGCCUCGCGAUAGAACUGUGUAGGGAUUUGUAUCCGUCUUCCCAUCUCUUUAGUCUCUUUGAGGAGUCUUCUUCUUACAAUCGCUUAAACGUCCCACUCUCACUUUCCGCAAUUCUUGGAUAUUGUGUCGAUUUCCUCUUCUCUUUCUUGGCAUCUUUUGGGCACUUUUCCAGCCGUUUAUCUUUCCUCUUUGUCUCUCUCUUUUUGCUGGUUCGCACCAUUCACAAAGUCGUUGUCUCCCAUCCAGGUAAAGUUUUUUUUUUCUUUUUUGAAAGGGGGGGUUUCCAUUACCAAACAUUAGUUAUGCGACGACUACUAGAUGCUAUCUUAGAUUUUUACCGGCCAUUCGUGAUUGUACGACCUUGCCCUCCUCUCAUUCUCCCUUUCUCUCUUCUUGCCUCUCUCUUUUUCAUUUCUUCUCAAAUACUUACAUCUAGUUAUUAUUCAAUGAAUUUUUCGUUCCACUAUAAACAAACUUUACAUCGGAUGCUGUGAACGUGAGUUUUCUUUUUUCCAUUUUUGUUUUUCGCGAACACACCAGCCAAAAGAAAUAGUUGUUGAAGAAGAAUAUGCGAAGAUUUAUCAAAGCCAACACACACACAAAACAAGCGAAAGAAAAAAAAAAUUUAACCAAUAACAGCCGCCCGAACUUUCGUGUAGCGUGUAGUUUAUUGAUUUAUACGAGAUUCGAAUACAAAAUGAUUAAAACGUU